AUGGUUUCUGCCCAGAAGAAGAAGGAGACGGCGACAGCGAUGUGGCCCGCGUCUAUUCGGACCCUCCUCUACUUUUUGUGUUUGGCGACUUGUGUGAAGAAAAUCUCUGGACAGACAAAAAAGGAUGAACGGAUCUAUCCGGAGAAUUUUACUCGCAUUCUGGACCGACUUCUGGACGGCUAUGACAACAGGCUGCGACCGGGAUUCGGGGGACCUGUGACGGAGGUCAAGACGGACAUUUAUGUGACCAGUUUUGGGCCGGUCUCAGAUGUUGAAAUGGAGUACACAAUGGACGUGUUCUUUCGGCAGACGUGGGUGGACCGGAGACUGAUGUACGAGGGACCCAUAGAGAUUCUGCGGCUGAACAACCUGAUGGUGACCAAAGUGUGGACGCCGGACACCUUCUUCAGGAACGGCAAGAAGUCUGUGGCUCACAACAUGACGGCCCCCAACAAGCUGUUCCGCAUCAUGAAGAAUGGCACCAUCCUGUACACCAUGAGGUUGACCAUCAGUGCCCAGUGUCCCAUGAAGCUUGUGAACUUCCCCAUGGAUGGACAUGCGUGCCCCCUCAAGUUUGGAAGCUAUGCCUAUCCAAAAACAGAGAUCAUUUACACGUGGACCAAAGGGCCUCAGCAUUCAGUGGAGGUCCCUCCUGAGUCCUCCAGCCUCGUUCAGUAUGAUCUCAUCGGACAGACGGUCUCCAGCGAAACGAUCAAAUCCAUCACAGGUGAAUAUGUGGUGAUGACGGUCUACUUUCACUUGAAACGUAAAAUGGGCUACUUCAUGAUUCAGACGUAUAUCCCCUGCAUAAUGACAGUCAUCCUCUCCCAAGUGUCCUUCUGGAUAAAUAAGGAAUCGGUCCCGGCACGCACAGUCUUCGGCAUCACCACCGUCCUCACCAUGACAACACUCAGUAUCAGCGCCCGCCACUCCCUUCCCAAGGUCUCCUACGCCACCGCCAUGGACUGGUUCAUCGCCGUCUGCUUCGCCUUCGUCUUCUCCGCCCUCAUCGAGUUUGCCGCCGUGAACUACUUCACCAACGCGCAGAUGGAGCGCGCCAAGAAGAAGCCGGCCAAGUGUCCCCCGGUGCCCCAAACCACGCCUGUCAAGGUCAAGGACACGGGGGAAGUGCUGCAGCAGAUUCCCGACAGCAACGGCAACUUGAGAAAGCGGAUGAAUUAUAUCUCCCACCAAGAGGCCAGCAGUCACCAGAGAGCCAUGUCCACCACCAACAUUUCGGGGGUUGGCCGAGCGAGAGUGCUGCGACCUUUGGCCGGCGGGGUCAACGGCAGCUCCACCCCCCUCUCGCGCUCCAGCCCCAAGUCCGAGAGCUUGCUCAGCGUGGCCUCCUCCUCGGACCAGCUGGUGAAGAGCGUGCCGCAGGCUGCGGCGUCCACGCCGGACGUGAUGGCGGCGACGCCAUGCAAGCAGAACGCCAGCUCCUCGUCCCUGCAGCAUCUGCUGGGGCCCAAGCUGGAGCGCAUCCAGAUGAUGGGGAACAAGCUGGAGCUGAAGCAGACGCCGUGCUCCCAGCCCACUACCGCCGGCAUGGGAGGAACCAGCAAAAUUGACAAGUACGCUCGGAUCCUGUUCCCCGUGUCCUUCGGGGCGUUUAACAUGGUCUACUGGGUGGUUUACCUAUCAAAGGACACGAUGGUGGCUACAGGUGGCUAG
Cyclopterus lumpus (lumpfish) is the source of this 1674-nucleotide messenger RNA. RefSeq names its product gamma-aminobutyric acid type A receptor subunit alpha4 (gene gabra4). The transcript has 9 exons. NCBI's taxonomy places the organism in Eukaryota, Metazoa, Chordata, Actinopteri, Perciformes, Cyclopteridae. The coding region runs from base 1 to 1674 and encodes 557 amino acids. Gene Ontology annotation, cellular component: postsynapse; dendrite membrane; GABA-A receptor complex. Gene Ontology annotation, molecular function: benzodiazepine receptor activity; GABA-gated chloride ion channel activity; transmitter-gated monoatomic ion channel activity involved in regulation of postsynaptic membrane potential. Gene Ontology annotation, biological process: signal transduction; nervous system process; gamma-aminobutyric acid signaling pathway. The record is from RefSeq and is a predicted model, not a curated record.